AUGCGUGAAAAAACACAUGCGCAUCGAAAUUAUCUCGAUGACGUGCCCGGAAAUGUCAAAACUCGUCGAUUAAAUGAAAUAAUUCAAACUUUUCAUACAAAUGCAAAAAUUAAAUUGAACGCUUUAUUAGGUAUUCCACAGUUAGUUUUAGUAGAAGGUAUUUCAAAUCGUCAUAAUGAAAGACUCAGAGGACGUACGGAUGGAGGGCACAAAAUCUAUUUUGAUAACGUUCGAGUACUAGAGAGCAUAAACAAUCAAAUGUUGAAUAGAUCAGAUAACUGUCACAUGUUGAAUAUAGAUAAUCAAAAAAUUGGUAUUAAGAUUGGGGAUUACGUUAUUGUCGUACCAACAUCCACCACGGGUGCUACUUUAUACGGUAUACCCAUAGCUAAAAGUUCCAUAGCUCAUUUUAGUAAGCUAAACUAUAAUGAGAAGAAUAUUAAAUGA
Molecule: messenger RNA, 447 nt
Organism: Racocetra fulgida
Lineage: Eukaryota; Fungi; Glomeromycota; Glomeromycetes; Diversisporales; Gigasporaceae
Source: the annotation of a GenBank genome assembly